GGAGUACUAGUAUUGGAUAGAAUUAGGCAAAAGUCAACAUAUUGACCAUUUCUUGUUACCAAAACAGAAAAUAAAGUUUCCAGAAGACUCCAUUCCCAGCUAUUUCCUGUAGUAGCCUUUCUUCUUCCCAAAUACUACCAUUUUCAACGAUAUAGAAGAACACCCACCGACAGAGGCAUCGGAUUCGGAGAUCACCAAUAUACCUACUUCGUGUUAAUCUCUUUGCAUUCAUUAUCAUGACGUCAUCACCAAAAAAGCCACCAGCUGAAUCCAACUGUCCAUUAACGGCGAUCACUCAUCAACCGGCAUCUCCUCGUUUCCCUUCCGGUGACAAUCGUAAAGUCGCUAUCGCCGUUGAUCUUAGCGACGAAAGUGCUUACGCCGUCAAAUGGGCCGUACAAAAUUACCUCCGUCCAGGUGACGCCGUUAUUCUCCUUCACGUCCGUCCAACCUCCGUACUUUACGGUGCUGAUUGGGGCGCUAUUGAUGUCUCUAUCGAUCCUCCAAAUGAAGAAUCACAGCAGAAAUUGGAAGAUGAUUUUGAUAAUUUUACUACUACCAAGUCCAAUGAUUUAGCACAGCCACUUGUUGAGGCAAAUAUACCGUUUAGAAUUCAUAUUGUGAAGGAUCAUGAUAUGAAGGAAAGGCUGUGUUUGGAAGUUGAGAGGUUAGGUUUGAGUGCUGUUAUUAUGGGGAGUAGAGGGUUUGGUGCAUCGAGGCGUAGCCCGAAAGGAGGGAUGCUUGGUAGUGUAAGUGAUUAUUGUGUGCAUCAUUGUGUUUGUCCUGUUGUUGUUGUUAGAUAUCCUGAUGAUAGAGAUGGUAGUGCUGGCAAUGAAGGUUCGGUUGUAUCAGUGAGCGAUGUGCUUCAUCCUGUGCCUGAGGAGGAACCUGUAUACCAUGACGCCGCCGAUAAAACUGCAGAUUCGGAAAAGGCUUCGUGAAUAAGUUGAAGGUGCAGAGGUGUUUGAGUACUUGUGAGAUGGCCUUGAUGUGUUGGCAUGCACCUUUUGGAACACGAGUUUGGUGGUUUUCAGUGCUUUCUUUCUGCUUAUGGUUGUCUGCUGUGUGUGUCAAGUUUAUGAAGUUUGGAAUGGUUGUAAUUGUUCAUGAUCUUUUUUCUUUGUUUAGGUUUUAACAUAGGUUGUUUGUUUGUUUUUUAUGUGGAAUAACUGCAAGUUUGAUGCUGCUUCGCAAGUUCAACAUUCCAUAUUGAUUGCAUUUA
This is a messenger RNA of Capsicum annuum, 1222 nucleotides long. Its product is annotated as universal stress protein PHOS32. The coding region runs from base 237 to 941 and encodes 234 amino acids. Lineage: Eukaryota; Viridiplantae; Streptophyta; Magnoliopsida; Solanales; Solanaceae. The transcript is spliced from 2 exons. The record is from RefSeq and is a predicted model, not a curated record.